Danaus plexippus (monarch butterfly) is the source of this 3897-nucleotide messenger RNA. Its product is annotated as zinc finger protein 521-like. Gene Ontology annotation, biological process: regulation of transcription by RNA polymerase II. Lineage: Eukaryota; Metazoa; Arthropoda; Insecta; Lepidoptera; Nymphalidae. Gene Ontology annotation, molecular function: DNA-binding transcription factor activity, RNA polymerase II-specific; RNA polymerase II cis-regulatory region sequence-specific DNA binding. Gene Ontology annotation, cellular component: nucleus. The record is from RefSeq and is a predicted model, not a curated record. The transcript is spliced from 15 exons. The coding region runs from base 155 to 3034 and encodes 959 amino acids.
GACAUUUGACGUGAAAAUUAUAUUGAUAUCAAUUCAAAGAAAUUUAAUUAAAAUACCUUAUAAAUAGCAUUUUAUUGGGAAAAUACAAGCUGGGACAUAUGAAUGUUUGUACUAUUGAUUUUAUGAUAAGUAAAAUGUCAGCUGACAUGUAAUAAUGGCGCCAAAGACCACCAUCAGGUCGACGAAACGCAAAUCAUUAUUUACCGAAUACAGAUGUGGAAUUUGUUCGAAGAGAUUUUCAAACAAAUCCGGCUUGAAGAUCCACACACUCACACAUUCAACCGAUCGCCCGUUCUCGUGUCAACAAUGUCCACACACGAGCAAGACUAAGAAAUAUCUCAGCAAGCACGUGAAGAAGGUCCAUGGACCGAGGACGGAGGAGUGUAGCGUGUGUAGGAAGAAGUUUCAUUAUAAAUGUAUUUUGAAGAGACACAUGUUGAUACACACAGGCGAGAAGCCGUACAAAUGCAAUGUAUGCAAAAAAUCCUUCAAUACCAGAUACAGUCUCAAAACGCAUCAGCUGAUACAUUCGGAUUCAAAGCCCUACAAGUACUCGUUCUGUGACUACUCGUGCAGAGACUCGUCGACGUUGCGCAAACACGAAGCACGGCACAUGGGCAUCGAGAGGAGAUUUGAAUGCAAAGUGUGUCAUAAAUGCUAUAAAACUAAACGCGUCCUCAAGCUGCACAUAUCAGAGGUUCACCUGGGCGUGAAACUAAACAACACGCCUUGUCCGGAUUGCGGGAAAGAGUUUAAGUCUCUGGAGCGAAGGAAUACUCACAUUAAGAUCGUACACGACCGCGUUUAUUCCUGCACAUGCGACAUCUGUGGUCUCAUCAUCAGCAACAAGUACAUGAUGGAUACUCAUCUCACCACGCACUCGGACUUGAAGCCGUUUUUAUGCAGUUUCGGGAACUGCGAGAAGCGUUUUAAGGACAAGGGCACUCUUAAGAAGCACACAAUAAUCCAUUACCCGGACCAACAUCACCCGUGUCCGACAUGCGGUAAACUAUUCGCCAGGAUAAGUAGACUGAAGAAGCACAGCUUACAGCACAAGGAAAAGACGAAGUGUGUCUUCUGCGAUCAUUGUGGGAAGGGGUUUUAUAAUAAAAAUUACUUGGCGUCGCACAUCACCAGGAAGCACGUGUUGAGAGAGCGAUUCGUUUGCGACCUCUGCGAUCUCAUCACAUACAACAAGCCCAGCAUAGUGAUGCACCUCAAGUACGGACACGUCAACGAGCGAGAUCGUAAAUGCAGAAUAUGCAAGAAGGUAUUCAAGGAACACAAGUAUCUGAAGCAGCACUACUGGGUCACUCAUUGCAUCAAGUACAAAGUGAUGCAGAGACAAACAAAAAAACCGAUUCAGAUAAAACAGGAAGUUGUUGACUACAAGCAGGUAGAAAUAUUACACGAGGUCAAGGUCGAACGCGUCGACGAUGAUGAAAAAUCCAUACAAUAUACAAAGCCGGAUGUGUGUGAGAAUGUGUCGGCGGCUGUCAUCUCCGAGGAUGUAUCUGGAGGUGUUCCUCGAGAACGAGUUAACUUGGAACAGAUCGAUCAGCUGUUAGUAGAACACGUCAUAAAACCCGGUGCAGUCGAGGAAGUUCAAAAAGAUGUACAAAUAGACGAGAAAUGCCGGCAGGAAGCUCAGAAGCAAAUCAAGCAACUCCUUACAAGAGCAAGAAGGGAGAAGGAGGCGAGAGAACUAGAAAGGACAAGAAGAAUGUACAACAGAAGAAUAAGAGAAGCGUCGAGAGUUAAAUUAGACGUUACUCGGAUCAAAUAUGUUAAAAUGAAUGGCGAAGACAAUGAGCGAGUUACAAAGGACGAGGGAUCGCUUAACGAAGCGGAGGGUAACGAUUUGAAUGAUGCUGAAAGAUCAGCUGUCAUAGAUGAUGUAGAUGGAGCGGUUGUAGAUGAGAUAGAUGAAGACGAUACAGAUAAAAAACGAGAUGAAAAUAUGAAAAACAAUAAAUUCAAAUUAAAUUCACAUCAGUGCUACGUCUGUUUGAAGCUUUACGGAACUAGGGAGGAGCUUUUGGAGCACUGUCAGGAGCAUUUCGAUGUUUGCAACUCGACAAUACUUAAAAAAUGUCCUCUGUGCGACUACGUCACCAAGUUAAACAUAUCGCGGCAUAUAAGAAACGUUCAUAACAUAAAAAACAGAAUAUGUACAAGAAUUAAUGAGAAUAAGAACGAGAAAGAUGGCACUGGGUACUAUUACAGCAUAGAGGACAGAAGGAACAUCAUUGAAAUUAUACCCAGCGUUAAGGAGCUGAACAAACGAGCUUGCAUCAGAUUGGACCAAAGAAGAAAGGACAACGAACGCAGAGGAAUACAGAAGACUAGACUAGUCAAAAAGAACGGCGAGUGGAUUGUUGAGAAACAGGAUAUAAACAUCAGUGAUUACAUUUUACCGGAAAUCGGUAAUGUUAUGAAUGUUGCCAGCAACGAUUAUGUCAGCAGGUUGAAAGUUUUGGGGCUCAUAGCGAAAAACGCGGGUAGGAGCAUAAUGUAUCCGUGCGACAAAUGCGAGAAGAUAUGCCAAACUCUCAGCGCAUUGAAACUGCAUUAUAGGAAACACGAGGAUAAUCCCAAGCCGUUCAAACCGAAGGUAUGGAAACAUAAAAACGGUUUAUCACGAGAACCGGUCACAAAUGAGCCGGUCCCAUCAGAAAAUCGGUAUCAAAAACCAAAACCGAUCGUCAGCAAGCACAGAUGCGAUCCGAAGCUAGAGGAGUUUUAUGCGAACAACAUAAAAGGUGGUGACAUAGAGUUCUGGCAUUUCUUGAAGAUAUUCAAUAAGAUGUCCAAAGAAAACGUCAACGAUUUCAAAGAUCUCGAGAAACGUACGGAUUUCGGCAUACAUUUACAAGGAAAAGCCAUCAAAGAGACGUCCGCGAGACCCAAACAAACACACAGAGCGUUCACGCGGACAAUAAUGUUGACCAGGAAAGACUAUAACCAACGAAAAGGUGUGAUAGCAAAAAUGAGGCAAAACAUACGUCGCUAUCAUGAGGGAAAAAAAAUCUAGACAAGUAUACACUGAAUUGAUUGUGCAAUUAUGGCUGAAUUAGAAGUCGAGCCACAUGACUGUGACCCCAGGGCUCAUAGUUUAAAUCUUAAACAUAUUGAUUACCUUAUUUCCAACCACCAACAACAUUGCAUGAAAUCAUUUCUUAAACAGACCUACCAUAAAGUUUGGUUAUGUUAAAAUUAUAACUUACCCAAUAUAUAUGAGACGAAACCUCUCAGCAUUCCAUGGAUGGAGAGGAGCUUCAACAGUGCUGGGACCCGCGACCCCGGUGGAGGUUAAGGUUUGUCUAAACGUUAAACGCUAUAUGCAUAUCGGAAAUUACGAUUACGAAAGUGUAUCUGAAGUGUCCUUGAGAUAUAAUUAGGAAGGACGUGGUUUGUGGCGAAUACAAUAUUUCCUCUCCACCUGCUUGGGACACGUUGAACGCGUGCCACUUGCGAUGGAUUUUGCCAAGUCAAAACCUCUUUUUCUGCCAUAAAAACGCGCCGAGUACACAGCCACGGGUGGCGUGGCUUUGACUUAGAUAAGAAAUAUCUCACCAAACGUGACUCGUAGGAAAUACAUCAUAAGGACCAUUGUUGUAGAGAAUUUUAUGAUCAACAGCCAUGUGAGUUUGGGAUGUUUUUUUGAAAAAUAACCAAAAAAAAAUCCCCAAAAUUUUCACCUUUGACGGAUAAAUUGAAAAACACGGAAUCGAUGCCGAUUUUUGAACCUUUUUUGUGAUGCAAACCCCAGCUCCCGCCCGGUGUUGGGCCGAUUUUUGUGAUUCGACAGCUGUCAUUUAACCGAUUUCUUUACUUUAAUAAAAAAUAAUGGUCUUAAAAUACAGCUGUAUAUAAUACACCUCAUUGUGUUAUUUA